Molecule: messenger RNA, 3988 nt
Organism: Octodon degus (degu)
Lineage: Eukaryota; Metazoa; Chordata; Mammalia; Rodentia; Octodontidae
Gene: Grk1
Product: G protein-coupled receptor kinase 1
Exons: 7
Coding region: 1-1695 (564 amino acids)
Biological process (GO): visual perception; regulation of opsin-mediated signaling pathway; protein phosphorylation
Cellular component (GO): cytoplasm
Molecular function (GO): rhodopsin kinase activity; ATP binding
Source: RefSeq, a predicted model, not a curated record
AUGGACUUCGGAGCCUUGGAGACCGUGGUGGCCAACUCUGCCUUCAUUGCUGCCAGAGGCAGCUUUGACGGGAGCAGUGUCCCGUCCUCCCGGGACAAGAAGUACCUGGCCAAGCUCCGGCUGCCCCCGCUGUCCAAGUGCGAGGGUCUCCGUGAGAGCCUCAGCCUGGAGUUCGAUAGCGUGUGCUUGGAGCAGCCCAUUGGGAAGCGGCUCUUCCAGCAGUUCCUGGGCACAGACAAGAGGCAUGCACCGGCCUUGGGGCUCUGGAGAGAUGUCGAGGAUUAUGACACAGCUGAUGAUGACCUGCGGCCGCAGAAGGCACAGGCCCUCCUGGCCGAGUACUUGGACCCCCAGGCCGAGCUCUUCUGUGGCUUCCUAGAUGAGGGCACCAUGGCACGGGUGAAGGAGGGCCCGGUGGGCAGCCAGGAUGGACUCUUCCAGCCAUUGCAGCAGGCCACGCUGGCGCACCUGGGCCGGGAGCCUUUCCAGGAGUUCCUGGGCAGCCUUCAUUUCCUGAGAUUCCUUCAGUGGAAGUGGCUUGAGGCACAGCCCAUUGGCGAGGACUGGUUCCUGGACUUUAGGGUGCUGGGCAAGGGUGGUUUUGGGGAGGUGUCAGCCUGCCAGAUGAAAGCCACUGGCAAGAUGUAUGCCUGCAAGAAGCUUAACAAGAAGCGCCUGAAGAAGAGGAAGGGGUAUCAGGGUGCCAUGGUGGAGAAGAAGAUAUUGGCCAAGGUACACAGCCGCUUCAUCGUCUCAUUGGCCUAUGCAUUUGAGACCAAGGUGGACCUCUGCCUGGUCAUGACCAUCAUGAAUGGAGGUGACCUCAGGUACCACAUCUACAACAUGGAUGAGGAGAACCCUGGCUUCCCAGAGCCACGCGCUAUUUUCUAUACGGCCCAGAUCAUCAGCGGCCUGGAGCACUUGCACCAGAGGCGCAUUGUCUACCGCGACCUCAAGCCAGAGAACGUGCUGCUGGACAACGAUGGCAACGUGCGGAUCUCUGACCUUGGGCUGGCUGUGGAGUUGCAGGAAGGGCAGAGCAAGACCAAGGGCUACGCUGGGACCCCAGGCUUCAUGGCCCCCGAGCUCCUUCGGGGUGAAGAAUACGACUUCUCUGUGGACUACUUUGCCCUAGGGGUCACACUGUACGAGAUGAUCGCAGCCAGAGGGCCCUUCCGUGCUCGUGGGGAGAAGGUGGAGAACAAGGAGCUAAAGCAGCGGAUCCUCUCGGAGCCUGUCAAGUACCCUGACAAUUUCAGCCAGGCCAGCAAGGACUUCUGCGAAGCGUUGCUGGAGAAGGACCCUGGGCGGCGCCUGGGCUUCCGCGAUGGGAGCUGCGAUGGGCUGCGCACACAUGCCCUCUUCGGGGGCAUCAGCUGGAGGCAGCUUGAGGCUGGAAUGCUCAUCCCCCCCUUCAUCCCGGACUCCAGGACUGUCUACGCCAAGAAUAUCCAGGACGUGGGGGCCUUUUCCACCGUCAAGGGCGUGGUCUUUGACAAAGUGGACACGGAAUUCUUCCAGGAAUUUGCCUCUGGCAACUGUCCCAUUCCCUGGCAGGAGGAAAUGAUUGAGACAGGCAUCUUUGGGGAGCUGAAUGUGUGGCGUGCGGAUGGAGAGAUGCCUGAUGACAUGAAGGGGGUGGCUGUGGAGCAGGUGGCUCCUGCAUCCAAGUCGGGGAUGUGUCUGAUCUCCUAGCUGGCUGCCUGAGAGAAGCAGGGAGGCUGGUGAGGAAAGGGAGCUCUGCCAAGGUUAUCAUGGGGCAAGGACUGUGACAUUGGCCUGUGACCCACUCUGCAGCCACAGUCCACUGGCAGCCGUGGUCCUGAGAGGAGUCUCACAGUAGGAGAGCUGCAUUGCAUGGGCAUGGAACAGCAUGCUGUUGCCUGGAGCAGGAACCCCCAACAUGGCGGCCCACUCCCUUUGCCCUGCUUUAUUCAGAGAGACAAACAUGUUCCCCGUGGAACAAGCCAAGAACGCACCAAUGCUUGGAGUCUCUCUCUCGUAGAUGUGCAACCUGCCUCGCUGUGGACAGGACCCUAAGAUCCCAGGCAACACCCCUUGGGCCAUGCGCCUUCCAUUAGCUCAGGGCUUGGCAAAUUGGGGCCUGCUCUGCUUCUGCUCCUAGACAAUGGGACUCUGGCACCUGCCUGGAGACCUUGUCCUCUCUCCCCAGCACCUGCACAGGUUGCCACCUACCUUCCAGACAUUCCCUUGCAGGGAGGCAGAAUCCUGCAGGGAGUCCCAACCUUCCUCAGGAAGUGGUACAGCCAGCUGCCUCUGAUAGCCAGCACCACACGUGUUGAACAGAGCGCUUGUGUCCUCAGUCAGCACUGAGUAUGGUGGGCAUCCGUGUCCUUGAACACUUAUACCACGAGUGGCACCACGAUGGUCAGCUUUCCUGUUCUGAACCUGACACCCACAACUUAAAAGAGGGAGGUUUAACUGGCCCAGGAUUUUGGGGGAUUCAGUCUGUGGUCAGCUCACCCCAAGGCAGGAACAGUGUGGCAGAAAGGGGUGGCAGAAGAAAGCUGCUUAGCUCACGGUGGCUGGGAGCAGAGCAGGGCAGUGCCAGAGGGGAAGGCACAGGGCCCCUCCGGGGUACCAGGCCACACUUCACAGCCCACUCAGACACACGGAGAAAUGUGCCCCACCCACCCCCAGUCAGGUGGACACAAUCAAGCUUAACUGACACAGGUGGCCAUCCAUGUCCUUGGUCAGUAUCAAGUACGAUGGAUGCCUGUGUCUGCUGUCAUCGCUGGGUGAGGUGGUCAUUGUGUCCUCAGGCGGUCACACAACUCAGUGGUGUCCUCAGUCACACCUGUGUGUCCUCAGGCCCCAUCCAUUUUUAGCCAUCAUUGAGUAAGUGGAGUGUGCAUCCUUGGAUGUCACUGGUGUUGGGUGGUCUCUUCUAUAGGGAGCUAGUACAAGUGUGACAGAUCCCAGUGCCCUGAUAGUUGUCACCAGUGUAGUGGUCACCUGUGCCUUCAGGUAGGCAGCACUGGGUAUAGCUCAUGCCUGUCUCCAGGUAGUGCUGAAUAAGGUGGAUGCUGCAUCUGUGGGCAAUCAGAGCCCAAUGUGUAGAUGGCCAAAGUGAGUGUGAAGAGAUGGCACCAAGCAUGGAGGGCCCCUGUAUCCUCUCACAGCCAAUACUGAUUGUGGUGCAUGUCUGCCUUCAAAUAGCACCAGGCACAGUGGGUACUCAUGUCCCUGGUCACACGGCGUGGUGGAUGCCCAUGACUUCAGUCAGCACUGACUGUGGUGGAUCUCAGUGUCCUUGGACAGCUUAUGCCUUGUGUGUUGACACCCGUGUCCUCAGUCACAGUGCAUGUGGAGGGUGCUACGGGAGUGUGUGUGUGUGUGUGUGUGUGUGUAUGCACGCCUGCGCUGGUGGUGUUGUGUACUCAUGUCCUAAGUCAGCACUGUGUGGCGGAUUCUCAUGCCAUGUGUGUGUGGGGUCUCAUGUCUUUCAGCAACAAGUAUGGUGGAUGCCUGCGUCCUCAACAGUCACGCCUUGUGUGGAGGACGCCGUGUCCUCAGGCAUGCAUGUGGUGUGUGAUGUACACGCAUGUCCUAAGUCAGCACUGAGUGUGGUAGAUGCCAAUGGCCUGUCAUAUUACGUGUGGGUGUGUGGCAUGUGCCUGUGUCCCCAGCCAGCACUGAGUGCGGUGGACACCUGUGUCCUUGUGUGGAGGACGCCAUGUCCUUAGGCACCUGUGUGGUACGUAGUGUGUAGCUGCACCCUCAGUCCGCACCAAGUGAAGCAUUGUCUGAGUCCUUAGACAGUCACACUGAGUGUGCAGGACACUACGUCCUCAGGCACGUGCACGGUGUGUGGCAUGUGCCUGUGUCCUCAGGCAGCACAGAGUGCGGUGGACACCUGUGUCCUUCCCUGCUUGCAUGAGGGAUGGUACCCUUGGCAGCCAGCAACUUGGAAGAUUCCUCCCCGGCCAACUCUGGGACCCGCCUGCUUCUGUCCAGUUCGUACCUG